Molecule: messenger RNA, 1298 nt
Organism: Piliocolobus tephrosceles (Ugandan red Colobus)
Lineage: Eukaryota; Metazoa; Chordata; Mammalia; Primates; Cercopithecidae
Exons: 1
Coding region: 418-729 (103 amino acids)
Source: RefSeq, a predicted model, not a curated record
CUGCGGACAAGGCCAGGCCUAGCUUCGCGCGCCGUCGGGCGGUUGUUUCGGGGUCAGUGGCCAGGAGAGCGAGAGCCCAGCGAGCUGGAGUGGGCGAGCGGGAGUGAAAGGAGAAAAGCUGGGGAGCGAAGGCAAAGCCGGAGGAGAGAGGGCCGCGCUCGGCGUAGGAAUCUGCCUUUGCGGUUGCGUGCGCUUACUUCCGGAGGGCUCCCUCCGCGGGGCGGGCCCGCAGGUGGUUAAAGGCAAAGCGUUCCCCUGCACUGUGCGUAAAGUUGACUUUCUGCCCGCUAGGCCACGCUCUCUUCCCCAAAAUACCUCCUAGUCGUAUGUUUCCAUAGCCCCAGUUCUUACGUGUUUUGCCCAAGGUCUCACAGCUACAAGAAGGCAAUUUCUAACGAAGCCUUCUGUGCCUUCCAAAUGGAUUAUUUUGGCCGGCUUCCACCCAGACAGGAUGCCAACCGAAUGACUGGACCAGUGCAGGAGAGCAGCUGUCAUUCGCGGAGUGCCCCCUUGCGAGCUGGGCGCCCCACAGCGCAUAUUAUCCGUAAUUUGUCUGAAAUCGAUGCUGAUUUGUUUUCCGAAGGCAAAUCAGCAGCUUAUACAGACAUUGGGGCCAGCAAGCUGGUGAACAAUGGGAGACAGCUUGCUGAGUGUCAGGUCUUCCAAGAUGAGCUUAAACUUCGGGUGGUGGGCAGGCUCGAUAGGUGGGAAAGGCCCGUGUCCAGAUGAAUGCAGCCCAUGUUUAUAUGGAUGAAAGGCACGCAUACCAUUUGGUCCAGCUCAGCCACUCUUACAGGUGCUGGCUGUGAGCACUGGUGUGUGUGUGCCUGCGUGCAACCAGCAAUGGGAGUGAUGACCAGCUGCAUGAUACCUUAAUUUGAGUGGACAAAGUCUGUCAAGAACCACUUUCAGGCUUCUGGGUCUCCAAGUCUUUGUCUCCCUGUAUCCAAACGAGGCAUUCCGAGGUUGACAGCAUGGAUCAUUGCAUGUCAGAAAUACCCACGGUGAAACUGGGUAAAAAGCUUCAGGAGGUGAUAUUGAUGUGUACAGUUUAGGAAAUAAAACCCAACAUUUACCUCAAAGAAUGUAAUUUGUGGCUUUUUAGAGAUAAGGAUACUUUGACAGAAGUUUUCAUUUGUCGUUUACAUGUAUAUGGUACGUUUCAUUCUGACUUUUAAUUAAUUUGUUAUUUUACUAUGGAAACAACUUUGUAUUAAUAAAAUAAUGUAUUUCCAAUGUUAUAAAUUGUGUUAUAACAGUUUCAAAAGCCCAAUAAACAAGAUGCAUUUUGAUAUCAA